AUGUCUAUUGAACACACAAAGAAGACCUACACCCUCAACACCGGUGACAAGAUCCCCGCCAUUGGUCUUGGUACAUGGCAAUCCAAGCCGAACGAGGUCAGGGAGGCUGUCAAGAAUGCUUUGCUGAGGGGCUACCGUCACAUUGAUACUGCCCUUGCGUACGGCAACGAAGCUGAGGUUGGACAAGGUAUCAAGGACUCUGGAGUUCCUCGUGAGGAGAUCUGGGUUACUACCAAGCUCGACAACACCUGGCACCACCGCGUCCAAGACGGCAUCAACAGCUCUCUCAAGGACCUUGGCCUCGACUACGUCGACCUUUACCUUGUGCACUGGCCCAGCUCGACUGACCCUAAUGACCUGAAGAAGCACCUUCCCGACUGGGACUUCAUCAAGACAUGGCAAGAGAUGCAGAAGCUCCCUGAGACCGGCAAGGUCCGCAACAUUGGUGUCUCGAACUUCGGUAUCAAGAACCUAGAGAAGCUCCUAAACGACCCCAGCACCAAGAUUGUUCCCGCUGUCAACCAGAUCGAAUUGCACCCCAACAACCCAUCGCCCAAGCUCGUUGCCUACAACUCCUCCAAGGGCAUCCACUCCACCGGCUACUCCUGCCUGGGAUCCACCAACUCUCCUCUCUACAAAGACCCUACCCUCCUCAAGCUGGCUGAGAAGAAGGGUAAGACUCCCCAGCAGGUGCUGCUCGUUUGGGGUAUCCAGAAGGGCUGGAGUGUCAUUCCCAAGUCUGUCAGCAAGUCCCGCAUUGACGCGAAUUUCGACAUUGACGGCUGGAGCUUGACCGACGAGGAGGUCAACCAACUAGACAACUUGAAGGACCGCUUCAAGGUCUGUGGUGAUGACUGGCUUCCCGUCAAGGUCUUCUUCGGUGAUGACGAAUGA
Messenger RNA from Aspergillus mulundensis, 894 nucleotides. RefSeq names its product putative glycerol dehydrogenase Gcy1 (gene gcy1). Gene Ontology annotation, cellular component: cytosol. Gene Ontology annotation, molecular function: aldose reductase (NADPH) activity. The coding region runs from base 1 to 894 and encodes 297 amino acids. The transcript has 4 exons. Lineage: Eukaryota; Fungi; Ascomycota; Eurotiomycetes; Eurotiales; Aspergillaceae. The record is from RefSeq and is a predicted model, not a curated record.